UAAUUUGGAAUAAAAACAAAAAUUGCUAUAAUAGAGAGCAGGUGAAAUCGGAAGCUAAAAAGCAAAAAGCCCGACAUCAAGAAAUCAAAAAAAGCCAAUUGAAAUUUGCUCUUUUUAUUUUUCGUAAAAAAAAAAAAGAAAAAGAAAAGCUAAAGAGCUGUAGAGCGAGAAAUCUCCCGCAAAAAAGCAAAUCCUCGUAAUCCACGUGCUAGAAUGCGCCACCUUGACAUUCUUUUCUCUUUUCCUACACCUCUUCCUCUUCCUCCUCUCUCUAAUGUAUCUCUCUCCCUCCUUUUUUUAAAAAACAAAAUAUAGCUCUUAACAAUACACGCUCACUCCCUCUUUUCUGUACUGUUUCCGUGUUCUAAUAGUCCAAAGAGCUCUCUCCUUUUCUUGUUAUUGUUUAUUUUAUUUUAUUUCUUUCAAAAAGUUUCUUUUUUUCUUUAUAUUUUAUUUUAACACAGUUUAAAGCUGCAACGAAAUCGCCAUAUACAGAAAGAGUGUGCGCAGGAUAAGACCUCACACACUCUUUCUACUUUCAAGCAAAAUAUUGCUCUUUUAUAGACAUACUAUGGCUAUAAUCCUUUCAGACCGAAGGAGAUAGCGUUAUAUAUAUAUGCAUAUUUUUAUUUUAAUAUUUUUUGGUUAGUUGUUUGAUGAUGAUGAUGAUGAUAUGUUGAAGGGUUUUCAUUGAAAAGUCGGUUUCUUUUAUAAGAACAAGCACACUUGAUAAUAACCCAGGAAGAGAGAGAGAGAGAGAGAGAGAGAGAGAGACCCACUCCCAUGCUUUGGUUCGCGUGCUUUGUUGCAAAAUGAUGGAUGGGGUUAUGGUUAUGGUUAUGGUUAUUGUUUUGUCAAAAGGCCCACCUUAAAAAGAUAUCCUGAGUCUCCUUUUUGCAGGUUUUUUGUUCCUUGAUUUUGGACUCUCCCUGGGGGUUUAGAAAACUUUCUCUUUUGUGUCCCAAUUAGAUUGAUCUUUUUGGUCACCUUCAGAUUCCCUCUUCUUUUAUCUUACAUGGAUUGAUUACUCAGUUCUCUUUUUAUUGGCCUGCAGUUCUGCUGGGUUUCUUUCUUGGGUUGGGAUGUGAUCAUGGGGUUUUCUUAUGAACUCUUCUGGUUGAAGUAGAAAGUAAGAGGAAGUGUGUUUUUACAUUUUCAAAAGAGAAGAUGGCUUCUGUUGAAGAGAAAAUCAAAGCAGGAAGCUUUGUUAGUAGUGGAGCACAAACUAAUCUGCUUGAGGAAAUGAAGUUGUUAAAAGAAAUUCAGGACCAUUCCGGGACUCGCAAGACCAUAAACUCGGAGCUGUGGUACGCUUGUGCAGGUCCACUUGUUUCCUUGCCUCAAGUUGGAAGUCUUGUGUAUUAUUUCCCUCAAGGACACAGUGAACAGGUGGCAGUGUCCACUAAAAGGACAGCAACUUCGCAAAUUCCUAACUACCCAAAUCUCGCUUCUCAGUUGCUGUGCCAAGUUCACAAUGUUACCCUGCAUGCUGACAGAGAUACUGAUGAGAUCUAUGCUCAGAUGAGCCUUCAACCAGUAAAUUCUGAAAAGGAUGUCUUUCCCAUACCUGAUUUUGGGUUAAAGCCCAGCAAGCAUCCAAGUGAAUUUUUCUGCAAAACCUUGACAGCAAGUGAUACAAGCACACAUGGUGGGUUCUCAGUGCCACGGCGGGCAGCGGAAAAGCUCUUUCCUCCGUUGGAUUACACAAUGCAACCACCAACUCAAGAGCUUGUUGUCAGAGACUUGCAUGAUAAUACAUGGACAUUUCGUCAUAUAUAUCGCGGGCAACCAAAGCGGCACCUUCUUACAACUGGCUGGAGUCUAUUUGUCGGGUCAAAAAGGCUUAAAGCAGGUGAUUCUGUUCUAUUUAUCAGAGAUGAAAAAUCACAGUUAUUGGUGGGUGUGAGGCGUGCAAAUCGUCAACAAACUACACUACCAUCAUUAGUUCUUUCUGCAGACAGCAUGCAUAUUGGUGUUCUUGCAGCUGCAGCGCAUGCUGCUGCCAAUCGGAGUCCAUUCACCAUUUUUUAUAACCCAAGGGCUUGCCCAUCAGAGUUUGUUAUUCCUUUAGCUAAAUAUCGAAAAGCUGUAUUUGGUACCCAAGUUUCAGUUGGUAUGAGGUUUGGGAUGAUGUUUGAAACAGAGGAGUCAGGCAAACGCAGGUAUAUGGGCACAAUAGUUGGUAUUAGCGACUUAGAUCCACUGAGAUGGCCUGGCUCCAAAUGGCGAAAUCUUCAGGUAGAGUGGGACGAGCCAGGAUGUUCUGAUAAGCAGAACAGAGUGAGUUCAUGGGAAAUUGAAACUCCUGAAAACCUAUUCAUUUUCCCUUCUCUGACUUCAGGUCUUAAACGACCUCUGCAUUCAGGAUAUUUAGGAGGAGAAACAGAAUGGGGGAACUUGAUUAAAAGACCACUUAUCUGGCUUCCUGAAACGGCAAAUGGGAAUUUUGCAUAUCCUUCAAUUCCAAACUUGUGUUCUGACCGACUGUUUAAGAUGCUAAUGAAACCCCAAGGUGUUAACUACCCUGGAAUUUGCGAGUCUUCCUUACAAGAAGUCUCUGCUGCUAAGGGUGCUUCUCUAGAUGAUAUUAAGGCCAUGCAAGGAACAAUGAAACAUAUGCCUCAGCUUAACCAAUCUGUAGUCACAUCAGUAGAAAACCAAAAUCAGUCUCAGUUCUGCCCCAACCAAUCUGACACCGUUAACUCACCUUCAUCAAAGAUAAAUGCAACUGGGAAUAUAUAUCCUCCUUCCAACAUUGAAAAUCAAAUACCAGCUGGAAAUAUCAUAGAAAAGUUAAAAUCAGAACCCGAGCUUUCUACAGAUCAGUUAAGCCAGGUAACCUCAAUAGUAGAAUGCAAUGAGGAGAAACCAUCCUCAAGUUUUACAAAUCCACAGAACUCUGGGAAUCAGCUAGAAUUUCAAAAUCAAAACCAGAGUCACUUGCAUGCACAAACCAAUCUCUGGCUUGUACAGUCAAGUUUGGAACCUUCUAUCCUGCACCCCCAGCAAAUUCAUGUGCCCCAAGCUGAUGCUAAUACCUUCAAUUGCUCACUUCCUUUCCUAGACAGUGAUGAAUGGAUGUCGAACCCUUCUUGCCUAUCUUUUCCUGGGAUGUAUGGUUCUUCAGGACCGGUAUCAAUGUUUGGAUUCCAAGAACCAUCAGCCAUACUCCCUGAAGCAGGAAAUCCCUCUGUACCUUUGAUGAAUCAGGAUUUGUGGGAUCAGCAGCUCAACAAUUUAAGGUUUUUAUCCCCAGCAAGCCAAAAUCCUUUAGCUCAGCAAGACCCCUGUAGCCUUAAUUCAACUGUAGCAAAAGCUUUGUCAGACGAGAGUAACGAUCAGAGUGGAAUUUAUGGUUCUCUUAAUAUUGAUGUUGGUAAUGGGGGAAGUGCAGUGAUUGAUCCUUCUGUUUCAAAUGCCAUUUUGGAUGAGUUCUGCACAGCCAAGGAUGCUGAUUUCCAAAAUCCAUCAGAUUGUUUGGUGGGUAAAGAGGUCUUCAGCACAAGCCAGGAUGUUCAGUCUCAGAUUACCUCAGUUAGCCUAGCAGAUUCUCAAGCUUUCUCGCAGCAAGACUUCCCAGACAGCUCAGGCGGUACAUCUUCUAGCAAUGUGGAUUUUGACAAGGGCAAUUAUAUGCAGAAUAACUCAUGGCAGCAAGUUGCUCCCCGAGUGCGAACAUACACAAAGGUUCAAAAGGCUGGCUCUGUUGGGAGGUCAAUUGACGUUUCCGGUUUUAAAAACUACGAAGAGCUAUGUUCAGCAAUUGAAUGCAUGUUUGGACUUGAGGGGCUGCUUAAUAAUCCAAGGGAGUCAGGGUGGAAGCUGGUGUAUGUGGACUAUGAGAAUGAUGUUCUACUUAUUGGAGAUGAUCCUUGGGAGGAAUUUGUUGGCUGUGUCCGCUGCAUAAGAAUCCUGUCACCUUCUGAAGUUCAGCAAAUGAGUGAGGAGGGAAUGAAGCUUCUUAACAACGUUAAUAUGCAGGGCCUUGCUGCCUCCAUUGCGGAUGGCAGCCAUGCCUGAGAUUAACUCUGAUUAGAUGGUGGGUUUCUUUUUAAUACGGUGGAGACAUCUGCCUUACAAAGCUGUCGUCUGAUUAGCUCUCUGCCUACUUUACUAUUGAUAUCACUGUGAUGACGAGUGCUAGAGGCACUAAUCAUUUGGCCUUCACUUUGUUAGAAUGUCUUUAGAUGUAUGGAUAUGAAUGUAUUAAUAUAAAAUAGCAUUUCAUGUCAUAACUAAUUUAUGAAUAGUUUGUGGUAUAUCCCUCUCCGCAAAGCUGCUUUCCAAGUCUUCUUGUUUGUAAGGAAUGAAAGCCAGAAACAGUGAGGCUGAUUCUGCCUUUUUGCCUAUAAUGGACUACUAAUAUCAUGAUCAAUUGAUGCA
This is a messenger RNA of Ricinus communis (castor bean), 4383 nucleotides long. Its product is annotated as auxin response factor 5. Gene Ontology annotation, cellular component: nucleus. Gene Ontology annotation, biological process: regulation of DNA-templated transcription; response to hormone. The record is from RefSeq and is a predicted model, not a curated record. Gene Ontology annotation, molecular function: protein binding; DNA binding. Lineage: Eukaryota; Viridiplantae; Streptophyta; Magnoliopsida; Malpighiales; Euphorbiaceae. The coding region runs from base 1168 to 4020 and encodes 950 amino acids. The transcript has 14 exons.